AUGGCGGCAGGUGUAGCAGCAUGGCUGCCUUUUGCCAGAGCAGCUGCCAUAGGAUGGAUGCCAGUAGCCAAUUGUCCUAUGCCACUGGCCCCAACAGAUAAAAAUAAGAGGCAAGAUGAGCUGAUUAUUCUUAAUGUGAGUGGCAGGCGCUUCCAGACAUGGAGGACUACAUUGGAGAGGUACCCUGAUACUCUGCUUGGCAGCACAGAGAAAGAAUUCUUCUUCAAUGAAGACACAAAGGAAUACUUUUUUGACCGGGACCCUGACGUCUUUAGGAGUAUCUUAAAUUUUUACAGAACUGGCAAACUGCACUACCCAAGAUAUGAAUGCAUCUCGGCCUAUGAUGAGGAGCUUGCCUUUUAUGGAAUCCUACCUGAUAUCAUUGGGGACUGUUGCUAUGAAGAGUACAAAGACAGGAAACGAGAAAAUGCUGAGCGGUUGAUGGAUGACAGUGACUCGGAGAAUAAACAAGAGUCCAUGCCAGCUCUGAGCUUCCGGCAGACCAUGUGGCGAGCCUUUGAGAACCCCCAUACCAGCACUUUGGCCUUAGUCUUUUACUAUGUCACUGGCUUCUUUAUUGCAGUCUCUGUUAUCACCAAUGUAGUGGAGACUGUCCCUUGUGGUACAGUUCCUGGCAACAAGGAACUGCCUUGUGGGGAGAGAUAUGAAAUGGCAUUUUUCUGCUUGGACACAGCUUGUGUUAUGAUUUUUACAGUCGAGUACCUUUUACGACUCUUUGCAGCCCCCAGUCGCUACAGGUUCAUCAGGAGUGUGAUGAGUAUCAUUGAUGUGGUAGCCAUUAUGCCCUACUACAUUGGCUUAGUGAUGACAGACAAUGAAGAUGUCAGUGGAGCCUUUGUGACUCUGAGGGUGUUCAGGGUUUUCCGGAUUUUCAAGUUCUCCCGUCAUUCCCAAGGCUUGCGAAUCUUGGGGUACACUCUGAAGAGCUGUGCAUCUGAACUUGGUUUUCUUCUUUUUUCCCUCACUAUGGCAAUCAUAAUCUUUGCUACUGUGAUGUUUUAUGCAGAGAAAGGAUCUUCAGCCAGCAAGUUCACCAGCAUCCCAGCUUCUUUUUGGUACACUAUUGUCACCAUGACAACCCUUGGUUAUGGGGACAUGGUGCCCAAGACAAUUGCUGGCAAGAUAUUUGGCUCCAUUUGUUCACUGAGUGGCGUGCUGGUCAUUGCUCUGCCUGUCCCAGUUAUUGUUUCCAACUUCAGCCGGAUUUACCAUCAGAAUCAAAGAGCUGACAAGAGAAGAGCUCAAAAGAAAGCUCGGCUAGCCAGAAUCCGUGUGGCCAAGACAGGCAGUUCCAAUGCUUACCUGCACAGUAAGCGCAACGGCCUUCUGAAUGAAGCUCUGGAGUUGACGGGGUCUAUUGAUGAUGAGCACAACAUCAGCAAAUCCACUUCUCUAAUAGAAAGUCAGCAUCACCACCUGCUGCACUGCCUGGAAAAAACAACUGGAUUGUCCUAUCUUGGGGAUGAUCCCCUGUUAUCUGUACGAACUUCCACCUUCAAGAACCACGAGUUCAUUGAUGAGCAGAUGUUUGAGCAGAACUGCAUGGAGAGCUCAAUGCAAAACUACCCGUCCACUCGUAGCCCCUCACUUUCGAGUCACAAUGGCGUGACCACCUCCUGCUGUUCUCGCCGCAGCAAGAAGACUACGCACCUUCCUAACUCCAGUGUGCCAGCAACCCGGCUGCGGAGUAUGCAGGAACUCAGCACCAUACACAUCCAAUGCAGUGAGCAACCCUCACUCACAACAAGUCGUUCCAGUCUAAAUCUGAAAGCAGAUGACGGACUGAGACCGAACUGCAAAACUGCCCAAAUAACAACAGCAAUCAUCAGCAUCCCAACCCCUCCUGCGCUCACACCUGAAGGCGAAAGCAGGCCUGCCCCAUCCAGCCCCAGCCACGCCACGAACAUUACCACCGCAGGCAGCAACGUUGUCAAGGUUUCGGCUUUGUAA
Messenger RNA from Eublepharis macularius, 1971 nucleotides. It is a transcript of the gene KCND3, whose product is annotated as potassium voltage-gated channel subfamily D member 3. Bases 1 to 1971 code for a protein of 656 amino acids. Lineage: Eukaryota; Metazoa; Chordata; Lepidosauria; Squamata; Eublepharidae. Gene Ontology annotation, cellular component: voltage-gated potassium channel complex; membrane; neuronal cell body. The transcript has 7 exons. The record is from RefSeq and is a predicted model, not a curated record. Gene Ontology annotation, molecular function: A-type (transient outward) potassium channel activity; protein binding. Gene Ontology annotation, biological process: protein homooligomerization; potassium ion export across plasma membrane.